AUGCCCGAAUCUGUUAUCCACCAGGGCCGAUGGGCGCCACCUGUGCUGAAGAUCAAGGAGCUUCUGCAAAGCGGUGUGGUGGGGACAUUGCUGAGCAGUGAGUUCCAGGUCUAUGGGGGUUCCAAGGACAGGGAGAUACUGCCGGUUGGUUUGAAGUACUUUGCUGAGCUUGCCGUUGGAGGCAACCCGAUCACCAUCGGAUUGGGCCACGUCAUCGACUUCAUCCAGUCCGCGCGGCCCGACAUGAGGAUCCGGGACCCGGAACGCAACGACCAAAUCGUCGAGACGAUCCAGUUCGAAGUCCCCGAUCUCGUCUCCCUCCACGGUAGUUGA
Messenger RNA from Chaetomium fimeti, 333 nucleotides. RefSeq lists its product as uncharacterized. The transcript has 4 exons. The record is from RefSeq and is a predicted model, not a curated record. NCBI's taxonomy places the organism in Eukaryota, Fungi, Ascomycota, Sordariomycetes, Sordariales, Chaetomiaceae. The coding region runs from base 1 to 333 and encodes 110 amino acids.